AUGGAAAUCUUACUCUAUCUUACCUUUGCUUUAUUCUGCUGGCCUAUCGUCACAUGCAACGAUGAACAAUCUUUGGAACCAGGAGCUGAAGGCUUCCUCAAAAGAGAGCACACCUUGGUUCGCCCUUUUCAAGGUACAGUACUAGUAUACGCUGAACUUUGGGACUUUACUGGAAGUACUAUUGUUACUGGCACCCAUAUCCGAUUAACACCUGAUCAUCAAAGUAAAGCUGGCGCAAUUUGGAAUAGAAUACCAUGCAUGCUCCGCAAUUGGGAAGUUUUAAUUCACUUUAAAGUUCAUGGUAAUGGUGUUGAUUUGUAUGGCGAUGGAUUUGCGUUUUGGCUCACAAAGGGUAGAAACGAAAUGGGCAAAGUUUUCGGUAGUAAAGAUCCCUUUAGUGGCCUAGCCAUUUUCUUCGAUACUUACAGCAACCAAAAUGGUGAACAUGCCCACGUUCACCCCUAUGUUUCGGCAGUUGUCAAUAACGGCUCCAUGAGCUACGAUCACGACUAUGAUGGAACGCACAUUCAGAUCGCUGGAUGUUCGGCUCCAUUCCGCGGUAGAGAACAUGAUACUUUUGCAUCUAUCCGCUUUGUUAACAAUCGAUUAACGGCAAAACUUGAUAUCGAUGGUAACGGAGAAUGGCGUCAGUGUUUCGAUGCUGAUGAGGUUUUUUUGCCACUGGGUUACUUUUUUGGGAUUUCCGCAGCUACCGGGGACUUAGCUGACAACCAUGAUAUUCUGACAUUUAAAGUGUUUGAAUUACCCGCUGAUGAGACUUCCGAUAUUAGCGACACUGCUCUAUUAAAUUUAGUACCGCACGCCAAGACUGCAGAAGCUCCUCGAGAUAAACCUGUUGGUGUAUUUCAACGUAAAUCAAUGUCGACUAUAUUCAUGUUCCUGAUAUUGCUUAUCGUCUGUGGUGGUAUCGUAUUUUUCUUGGUUAAGAGGCAACAAACCAAUGCGAAAAAGAGAUUUUAUUAG
Messenger RNA from Trichoplax adhaerens, 984 nucleotides. RefSeq lists its product as uncharacterized. Gene Ontology annotation, cellular component: endoplasmic reticulum-Golgi intermediate compartment; Golgi membrane; endoplasmic reticulum membrane. Bases 1 to 984 code for a protein of 327 amino acids. The transcript has 9 exons. Gene Ontology annotation, biological process: endoplasmic reticulum organization; Golgi organization; endoplasmic reticulum to Golgi vesicle-mediated transport. NCBI's taxonomy places the organism in Eukaryota, Metazoa, Placozoa, Uniplacotomia, Trichoplacea, Trichoplacidae. The record is from RefSeq and is a predicted model, not a curated record. Gene Ontology annotation, molecular function: D-mannose binding.